Trichomycterus rosablanca is the source of this 1954-nucleotide messenger RNA. RefSeq names its product FYN-binding protein 1. Gene Ontology annotation, cellular component: plasma membrane. Gene Ontology annotation, biological process: protein localization to plasma membrane; T cell receptor signaling pathway; integrin-mediated signaling pathway. Gene Ontology annotation, molecular function: protein binding. Lineage: Eukaryota; Metazoa; Chordata; Actinopteri; Siluriformes; Trichomycteridae. The record is from RefSeq and is a predicted model, not a curated record. Bases 78 to 1694 code for a protein of 538 amino acids. The transcript has 16 exons.
UUUUUCAGUCACUGAGACAUCUGCCAUGGAGCUGAGAACUAUAUAACGUGAGGAAGAAAACAUUACCUCAGAUAUUCAUGGUGGACAACGUGGACGUCAAGGCCCUGAGGGCCAAGUUUCAUGCCCAGGCAGAAGAGACCCCCUCCACUCCUGGAGCUCUCUCAAGGCCUCGGCCAGCUGGCCAUUUAACUGAAGCGUCUGACAACGGAGUGGUUCGGAGCAAGCUUUCACCUAUAACUCCGAGGCCUGAACCCAAGAAGUUAAACCAGAUUCCCCAUGGAGUAUUUCCCAGACCUCCACCCUCUCAACGUGUGGGAGCUAAAGAGGAUCUUAAACCUCCAGUUACCGAUACUGAGAAUACAGGGAAAAUAAAAUUGACUGGAGAGCUGCUCCAAAACAGAAUGCUACAACAUAUUGAGAAGAAGCCCCAUCCAUUUCCCAAAUCUUUACUGCCAAGCCAGAGGAGCUUGUCUGAGGUAGCACCCCUGAGAAAACCUAUUCCCAUUGUUGGGACACGCCCCACAAAGUCUAAGCGACCUCCUUCUGUAUGUCUUGAUCGUUUUUACGUAAAGGGGCCAGCACCUCCAAUACCAGGACGUCAAGAGAACAAGAUUCAUGCAGGACCGGUGCGACCACCAAGAGCACCUUUUACCCCAACACAGCCGAUUUCAAACAUACACACUGAGCAUGAACAGGACACGUAUGAUGACAUUGAUUUGCCCCCACCUCCACCACCUCCUCCAAAGCUGCCUUCCGGUGAAUCAUGGACGGGAAGUUUCUCAUCUCAGGCUGAUGAUGAUAGUGAUGGAGGUGAAAUAUACGAACACAUUGAAGAUCUGGAAGAAAUGGAGCAGCCUCCUGUCCCAGAAAGAAAAAAACAAAAGGAACACAAACUAAAACAAGAACUGGAAAAAAGAGAGCAAAAAGAGAGGCUGAAAAAAGAAAACGAGUACCGGAAAAAAUUCAAACUGACAAAAGAAGAAGAGGUACUCCACAUCGCUCGGGUGAGGGAGGACUGGCAGGGCGGCAAGAACGAUUUGCGUGUACACCAAGGAGAGUGUGUGGAGAUCGUUCGUGUGAAGAACAACCCAGAGGGGAAAUGGCUGGCUCGAAACAUGAAUGGGGAAUAUGGCUAUAUCAGUAACACCUGUGUGGAUGUGGAUUAUGAAGAAGUAAAACGGAAACUACGUAAGGAAGCAGCCCCUUUCUCCAUCCCUGCUCCUGUCAGCACGGACGAAGACGUCUAUGAUGAUAUCGGUUCAGACCUACUGAACAGCAGCCUAAAUUUGAGUGGUGAGGUAUAUGAUGAUGUAGACCAUAAUGUAUCAGAGGACUUCCCCCUCCCCCCACCUGAGAUAUGCCUGGAUCCUAGAAAGAGCAAAAAGCUGGAGAAGGAGGAGAAGGAAUUCAGGAAAAAGUUUAAGUUCGAGGGGCCUACCAAAGUUCUUUGCUGUAUGAUGGUGGAUCCGAAUGCCAACAUCAAGAAGGCUGGUGGGAAGGACCUGACCGUGCUGAGAGGAGAAAUUCUGGAAGUCAUUCAGCAGACUAGUGAGAAGAAAGUCCUCUGCCGCAAUCAACAGGGCAAAUAUGGCUACGUGCCAAGAAGUUACCUUUUACUUGAGGAAAAUGAAAUAUAUGAUGAUAUUGACCACAUGCCAGAUGUUUAUGAUAAUGAUGCCCCGCUGAGGUCUUGAUAGUUAACUGAGUGCUGUUGAAGAAAAUGGAUGCAAAAACUUGAAUGGUAAAAAGCAACUGAGCUCGACUGACCUGAUGACACUUGUUGCCAUCUCUUCAUUAUUUGGGAUUAUAAAGAUAAAGCGUUGCUGCUGGAGAAGAAAUAUAGUGUAUUGGAAGAAUCUUUGUACAUUUAAGAAAUGACUUCACAUUUUUAGCAAUCUGUAAUAAUUGUUUCUUUUGUAUUUAUUAGUUUAGGAUAAGAAUAAUAAACAUAAUG